This is a messenger RNA of Harmonia axyridis, 1955 nucleotides long. Its product is annotated as E3 ubiquitin-protein ligase rififylin. Gene Ontology annotation, biological process: proteasome-mediated ubiquitin-dependent protein catabolic process; protein K48-linked ubiquitination; negative regulation of extrinsic apoptotic signaling pathway via death domain receptors. Gene Ontology annotation, molecular function: ubiquitin protein ligase activity. Bases 371 to 1417 code for a protein of 348 amino acids. Lineage: Eukaryota; Metazoa; Arthropoda; Insecta; Coleoptera; Coccinellidae. The record is from RefSeq and is a predicted model, not a curated record. Gene Ontology annotation, cellular component: cytoplasm; plasma membrane. The transcript has 6 exons.
GGAACGUUGGGAACUUUUUGCAUUAAUUGAAAUAACUUUCGUUUCUUUCAUGUCAAUGUCAUUCUUGACAACAAUUCGUACUUAUGUCAAAAAUAGGUAUUUCCCAAAAUUACAGUAAAAUUAGUCGAUUUGUUUUUUUCGAAUUUUUUCAUUAGUGGCUCCAGAUAAUAUUUGAUUCAUAUCAGUAUGUACAUAAUAUUCAUACAAACAGAAUCAUAAUGUUCAUUUCCAAAAUAAAGAAAAUAUGAAAAGAACUAAGAACCUGAAUAAUUGUUUAUAAUACUAGAGUUCUCUCUGAUAAUAACUGAUUUUACUUUGCAAUUGACGAAAGUUGAAUUAACUAUUAAGAAACCACAAUACCUAUUUAACUAUGCCCUGUAUAAAGUGCAAAGCAGAUUUCAAUUUGUUCAAUUGGAAAAUUAAAUGUGGUGAAUGUGAUGAGAAAUUUUGUGCUAGUUGUCUCAAAAAAAGAGAUGGAUUUUUCUUUUGUGAAACUUGUAUCACACUACUGAAAAGACCUCCAGAUCGUGGAAAGUUGAUGGAACUCAAACCCAAAGACCUCCAAGAUUACCUUAAGAGGCAUAAUAUUUCAACUCACGGACUUGUAGAAAAACAAGAAUUGGUUGAUUUGUUUUGUAGCAGACCUAUUCCUGUGAAGCAGAGAAAGGGAACAGAUAUAUUUACUACAAACUUAGCAUAUUCUUUGCAAAAUCUCAAAGAAAAUCCAGCCUUGGGGAAGUUUUGGGGAUCAGAGUCGUUCUUUGCAACAAGUGAUAGACAUCAAGCAAGCCCUUCCAGUAACUAUCAGGGAUCGUCAAAUGCACCAAAACCCCCUCCUAGAAGGAGAUCUCCCAGAAAUUCACCAACAUCUACCUCUGCCCAAUUUCAACCUUCGUCUUCUUCUUCAUCACAAUCUAGUAAUGCUAAUGUAGUGCCGCCAGAAGGAAACAGUCAGUCUCCAUCAACUAGCUUUGAUAAUACCUUAGGUUCUGAAUGGGUUUAUGUGAACUCGGAAGAGGCCCAGAACGAUAUUCCUCAGCCAAAGCAGACUCCCGAAGGUAGUCCCCUUCGUCCGAAGUGUCCAAAAUUAAGUGAAAUAACCUCUGAAGCAGAUUUGAACAAAUUAACUGCCAAACAACUGAAAGUAUUACUGUCCCUGAACCGGAUGGAUUACAAAGGUUGUGUAGAAAAGACAGAACUUCUCGAAAAAGCUGCUACUCUUUGGAGGGAAAGCCAAAAUAAAGAUUUACCAGAUAACCUCGAAGAUCUGUGCAAACUUUGUAUGGAUGCUCCAUUGGAAUGUGUUCUGCUAGAAUGUGGCCACAUAGCAACGUGUGUUGAAUGUGGAAAGAAACUAGCCGAGUGUCCUAUUUGUAGACACUAUGUGAGCAGAGUUGUUAGGACAUUUAAAGCAUAAUAGAUUUCCAAAUUUCCUAGAUUUUCAAGAUCGAAACUUCUCUGGAUUAUUCGUGAAAUGUUGUACGAGAAUUGUUCAAAUGUAGAAUGUUGAUAACGUUUUUCCAUAAAAAUAUUUUGACAAAUCUACUUAACUAACUUCUGUUCGAGGUGUUUAAGAGUGGACAAAAUCAUUCCUAAAUGUUUCAGUGUUAAGUAUUUCAGUAGUGAAAAUUCAAUGUUUAUAGAUCAAAUGAAAUCUAUAUAUAUAUAUACAUAUUUUUAGAAAAGUUUUAGUUUUGUUUAUAUGCCAUUUAAUGAGUGGCAGUAAUAGUUUUUUAUGUUUAUCGAAUUCAUUUUAACAUAUAUCUCCAACAUAUGUUUUGUGGUUUACCGGAUGAGUCGUAAAAUUGUUUACACUUUUGUUAAAUUAUUCAUAGCUGUAACUUUCAAAAUUGUUCUUAUAUUCUAGUUAUCUAUCUAAAAAUCUGUGAUUAAAAAAAAUAAAUUUAAUAAUUCAUAUAUUGAAGAUUGAUUGAAUAAAUAUGUAUAGAAACUUG